AAGAGGGCGUCCGAGAGCCACAGUGGGUGAACUCGGAAGUUAGACCCACGUGAAGGAUGUUUGAAUUAUUUUGGUGGAGUGCUCAAAGGACAGAGCUCGAUCUGUCAGAAAAGAUUGCUUUGAUUUGGCUGGUGAUGUGGUCAGAAGGAGAAAAAGAAGAAGUCUGGUGAUGUUGACAGCUCGUUGACGUCAUGCCAACAACAGACAGAAAGAAGCGGAGAAAAGGCAGCGACACUGCGGUGCAGGGAACCAACGACAGCAGCGUGGUGAGCAAGGCUUCAGCUGCAGCUCAGGGCUACUUCAGGGACCCUUUCAUCCAACACUUUUUGUGUAAAGUAGCCCGUAGAGCCCCACUCAUCAACAGGGGUUACUUUGUGCGCUCGAGAGCUGUGGACCACUGUGUGAGGCAGUUUCUUCGCAUCACUGCGAAAUGCUCUAAAAGACAGAUUCUGUCGCUGGGUGCUGGCUUCGACUCUCUGUACUUCCGCCUCCAUGCAGAGGGAGUUCUGGAUGGGACCACUGUUUUCGAGGUGGAUUUUCCUGAUGUCGCACAGCGCAAAGCUGCUCUGGUCGCUUGCAAUGUAACACUGAGAGGGAUGUUGGACUCCACCCUGCCUCCUCACUCAGGGCCCAUUUACAUAUCCAGCAGCCAGUACCGCAUGUUAGGGGUGGAUGUUAGGGGGGAGUCCCAGGUGGAGGAGGCUCUGGGCGCAGCUGGUCUGGACUGGACUGCUCCCACCCUAAUCCUCUCUGAAGUGGUGCUCACCUACAUGGAGACCCAAUGGUCAGACGCUGUGAUCAGCUGGGCAGCAAAGCUCCUGCCGCAGUCCCUCUUUGUGAUAUACGAGCAGAUCCAGCCAGAGGAUCCUUUCGGCCGUGUCAUGCAGGACCAUUUCCUGAAGCUCAAUUCAGCUCUGCAUGCCCUGCAGCAGUACCCAGAUCUCUCAGCACAGAGACGCAGGUUCCUGGACAAGGGCUGGGAUCACUGUGUGUGUCUGGAUAUGAAUGAUUUCUAUUUGGGCCUGCUCUCCCAGGAGGAGCGGGACAGAAUGGAAAGCCUGGAACCGUUUGAUGAGCAUGAGGAAUGGCAUGGGAAGUGCUCCCACUAUUUCAUCCUGACUGCAUCUCGAGGGGCUUUGAUGGAACAAGCUCUGCUCCCUCAGGCCUCAGUGUCUCCAGUGCCGUCCAUCGGUCCGAGCUGGACCUCCACACGCCUGAAUGUGCGCACAGUUCCAGUUUGUUUGGAGGGCUUAGGGUUGGCCUCUAACUGGAUAAGGCCAGAGGUGGUCCUGCUAACUGGAGGGUCUAGCAGAGGAGGCAGGAUGACAGAAACCAGAUCCCUUAUCAGAGGUCAGGAGGGUUGGAGGUCCAUCGGUGUUGAAGCAUCAGCAGAUCUGGGUGUGCGACUUUAUCAUACCAUUACCUGCCUCCCUGGAGGAGGAGCGGUGGUGUAUGGUGGCCGCUCCUCACCACUCAGACCCACCUGUGACCUUUUUAAAGUAAAAUUUGACCCAAGUGGUCCACCAUCUGCUGCCCAGUCACAGUGUCCAGAUGCAGAGAAGCUUCGUGUGGAGCCAAUAAACUGUACGGGAAAUCCCCCUCCACCAAGAUGGAGACACACUGCUGCAGUGGUCAGUCACAGAGGCAGAGACUUCCUGUUUGUGUUUGGUGGGAAGAACCAAUCAGAAUCUGUUCUGGGUGACAGCAGCUUCCUGAGUCUGGACCAGCGGCACUGGACUGAGAUUCCAGUGGAGGGCGCAGCACCAGCGGCUCGUCAUUCUCAUUCAGCUUGUUCAUAUCAAGGAGGCGUUGUUGUGUUUGGAGGACUGAGCCGAGAGGGGGUGCCUCUGGGCGACACGAGCCUUCUGAUGCCGACAGAAAGAGGCUUCCAUUGGGAGAGAAUAGCUGUGCAGCCCCCUCCUGUUCCCAGAUAUUCUCACUGUGCCCAUGUGGUUGGUGAUCGGUUGGUUGUGGUGGGCGGAGUCUGGAUGCAUUCAGAUGGAGUUCCCGGCGUUGUCAUCAUCAGCCUCACCAUGUGUAGCAGCAUGGAGUUCAGACUGGACACGAGCUCAGUUCCAUGGCCUCUGAUGCUCCACUCAUUCUGCUCCGAGCUGAUGGACACCGGAGAGCCAGAGCUGCUCCUGAUUGGAGGGGGUGGAAACUGUUUCUCCUUUGGGACUCAUUUGAACCCUCAGCCGGUCUCUGUGGAUCUCAGGCCUGCGCUGGGCUGAGGCGGCAUAUCAUCCGGACCAACAGCCUAAUGACUUUCACAUCUCCUAUCAUGUAUUUUGAAUAGUUCCAACAAAUGUGUUAAAUCCUGAUACGUUUGUCAUUUUCACAGUUUGUUUCAAAACAGGAUCUUUAAUCUUUUACUCUCAGCCCUGGUUUGGGACAGAGUUAAGUUAUAUACAGGGGUUGGACAAUGAAACUGAAACACCUGGUUUUAGACCACAAUAAUUUAUUAGUAUGGUGUAGGGCCUCCUUUUGCGGCCAAUACAGCGUCAAUUCGUCUUGGGAAUGACAUAUAC
Molecule: messenger RNA, 2528 nt
Organism: Girardinichthys multiradiatus
Lineage: Eukaryota; Metazoa; Chordata; Actinopteri; Cyprinodontiformes; Goodeidae
Gene: lcmt2
Product: leucine carboxyl methyltransferase 2
Exons: 14
Coding region: 192-2231 (679 amino acids)
Biological process (GO): wybutosine biosynthetic process; tRNA methylation
Molecular function (GO): protein binding; tRNA methyltransferase activity
Source: RefSeq, a predicted model, not a curated record